Molecule: messenger RNA, 1705 nt
Organism: Hemiscyllium ocellatum (epaulette shark)
Lineage: Eukaryota; Metazoa; Chordata; Chondrichthyes; Orectolobiformes; Hemiscylliidae
Gene: tmem72
Product: transmembrane protein 72
Exons: 6
Coding region: 117-908 (263 amino acids)
Source: RefSeq, a predicted model, not a curated record
CAAAACACAGAGUGGAGAUCGAGGCAGUGGGCCAAGUCAGAAUCCACCGAAACAGCUUGGUGAGGAAACCUGCUCUAAAAGAGAAUAUUGGACCAAUUAGUAAGAAAUUGAUCUGCAUGGCUGCAACAAGAUUUUGGGGAGUGCUGGACUGCAUUUGCAGAAUCCUGGGGAUUAUAACUGCUGCAGUUCUUCUCGGAGUGGGGAUAGACACUGCAGUUCAAGGGCAGUUCAUGAAACUGGCUGCUUAUCUGCUAUUUGCUGCCACAGUCCUCAUCAUUUUGGAAAGCCCGUAUUUCAUUGGCAUUGUGUUCGUCCAAAACUGUCCCAUAUUCUUUGAUAAAAUGGACAGCAAGAUUUGGAAUCUCUGGAAGAAGGCAAUGAGGCCGAAUGGUUUACAGAAGUUUCUUAUUUUCAUCUUUCUGUCUGUGGCUUGCUUCUUACACCCAAUUCUUAUUUGGCAUGCAACUAUCCCAGGCGCCAUGUUGAUAGUGAGUGGUCUUGCCUACUUUUUUUUGAACCUGAGAAAACGGUAUCAAAAGAACAUGCCGGAGGUGGCAAACAUACAGGUAUGUUCCCCGGACUACAUCAACGCCGUGACCCUGACAGAUGCUGGGCAGAUGGAACAAACCUACCGCUUCCAUCAUGGCACCACAGAGAAGAAAUUAGCUGGCGUCAGCUACAUGUGUAACAUCUUUCGAUUCAACAGCAAAAGGCCACUGUCCAAUGAAAGUGUACGGACACUUCAAGAAAGCACUUUUGGCAACCUGAGCAUACAUCUGAAGAACAAACACGCACCGUUUCUGGAAAGUUCUGUUAAAAUUAUCCCAUCUGAGCCUAAUAGCCUGGAAGAGCAUGAAUUGGAAACAGAAGAAACCACCUUUGACAAAGCAGCAAUAAUACCAAAGUGAGGGUUUAUUCCACACUAUUGGUGUGUAUUCACAUUCCAAAACACGGACAUCAACAUUUUUAUGACUGCAAAGUAUCUGCCGAAAGAAAGCUUUGUUUUCCUGUAGAGCCUUUCACAUAUCCACGAUAGCUGCAAAUGAUUCACAUUUUGAAAUGUCGUCACUGCUGUUUUGAUGCCAAACACUGCCAUAUGUGCACAGCAAACUCCCACAAUAAGACAAGUCAGCAGUUGGCCUUCUUUUGGUUGUGUUCUUUGGACGAUCAGUGGCCAGAUCACCAUGAGCAAAGGCACCACUUUAUAUUUGACUGGACCAUCUUGGGGCUUCAGAUUAAUGCCUUACUUGAUAGGCUUUGACAAUGCAACGUCCCCUCAAUACUGCAGCCAAAUUCAGGAGUAGGGUUUGAAGGACUACCUUUUGACUCUGGAUGGCAUUGACACUUGUAACCAAUGGCACUGGAUAUUUAUUUGUAUAAACAAGACUGUGUGAUUCACCAGGGACUUGAAGGUUGCAUCCCAGCAGUGGGGUCCGGGGUGCAAUAGAGAAUGGUGCCUAGUGAAAGCAAAGUAACUCUCUAUGGGACGGGGAGUGUCAGAGCAAGAUUAUAAACCUGUAGAAGUAAUUCUGUGCUCAUGUGACAGUUUUAGAUUAGCAAUGCAUUCAUGCAAUAUAUUCACACAGUGCAACUGCGAAGACAGACAAAGGGAUUUCACAAUCACUGAGAUACAGACUAAAAGGGCAGUAAUUGUCACAAUCUGGAGUGAAGUCAUAAGCACAUGACUGUUAAAUGCAUUUACAAU